GCGAUAUAUUGUGUUCCUGUUUUUUUUCUUCAUUUGUUUAGAAUAUCCGAGAUAAAUCUAUUUGCUGGACUACACAUCGGAGCAUUAUUUCUGGUUGCUCUUUCGACUGGAUGGUUACAACCAAAGAUUCACAGAGGUGUCAGCAGUUUACUGCUUGGAAUUUACCCGAUUUGGAUCAUAUGGCACUUAUACAGCGAGAGCAAAAUCCCGCCUUUACUGCUGCUGUUACUUUUCCUGGACAACCUAAUCCCGAUCUUUGUUGUCCGAACUCAGGCCAACCGAACGCAGUUGGUGGAUCUUUCAAAGCCGUACCUCCAUACUGGAAUAACACCUUAUAUCCUAGUGGGGACCAUUGUGUUAAAGAUUCCCAAACUGCCCCUCAGAAAAGGUUUCUCAUUUUUGAUCGGUCUGGAAAUCAAACAAGACUGUUCUUUAGUCCUUCAUUUCCCCCAAAGGAUCAAAUCAUCAAUGAAUCUCGAUUAGAUCGCCAAUUCUUGGUGAAGCCAGAAAAAUUGGACGAGAGUCAUUUGAAUGAUGAUGGAGAAGGUGAUAUGCUUGAAGAUAGUGAAGAAAUCAAUGCUUUGCUCUACUCCGAUAGCGAUUAUGAUGAUGAUGAUUAUGAUGAUGAUGGGAAUGAUGAAGCAACUAGCACGAGGGACUCUGCAUUAAUUAGCAAUAAUAAUAUUUAUAAAGAGGGUUCUUUUGAUAAAGGCAAAUUACUCGAGGAACUCGUGGAAGAAGUGGCUAGUUCUGACGAAUCACCAAAAAGGCAAAGAUUGAUUAAUGGUGGGUACAAGAAAUCGUCAUAUAAUGAUGAUGAUGAUGCGGAAUCGAGUUACGCCGGACCUAGAAACUCCGGGGGUAAGAGAGAGAAGAAGGGUAUCAAAGUCAUGGAAGCAUUGAAGAUCCUUGAGAGUAUAAUCCCUGGAUUAGAGAGCAAAGAUCCCCUCUCGAUAAUCGAAAAAGCUAUUGGUUAUUUAGAAUCGAUGAAAAAUGAAGCGGAAGCUCUCGGAGUUGGCUACACCACCACCGAGUGCGUUCCGUCGGCCGGUUUAACUUAAAAACGGUUGGUUGGAGGGGUGGGACCCGGUUGGUUCACUGGGGCCAACGGGUAGUGACAGAUGCUAUUAAGUGUGUGUUUGAAUAAAGAUUGUUGAUGGGAUUUGAAAGUGCAGUAAGGUGGGGGUUUCUUCUUUUCCUUUUUUCUUUUAAUUAAUGAAGCUUUAGGUAGCUUUUUGGCUACGAAACGGGCGAAUGGGAGACGAGGUUAAUGGGGGGGAUGAGAAAUCUUUCUUUUACUCUCGAGGUGGUGAAGAAAAUUUGGGCCUAUAAUUGUUGACUUGAAAUGAUUAUUUCUUAAGCUUUUUUAUGGAGGGGGUGGAUUAAAAAGUUAAGUAUGGAGGUAGUGGUGUUUUGCUUUGCUUUGCUUUGCUGUAAAUGAGGGGAGAAAAAAAGAAGCCCCUUUUUGCUCCGGGGAUUGUUGAGAAAAUCGCCUUUGAAUGAGAGCACGCGUUUGGUGAUUAUGGGUCCCACUCUCUCUCUCUCUCUCUCUCUCUCUCUCUCCAUUCUUGAUUUUAAAAAUGAUUUCUUUUUCUUCUUUGAAAAAAGUUCUUGAAUUUGGCCUUUCAUCAAUUGAGUGAAGCAAGAAGAUAUAUUGGUUGGUUGGGUGGGUGGGGGUGGGGUUGGGGGGUGGGGGGUGAGGGACCCCUUUUGCUGCAAGAUUCAAUCAUGAAUUGGUUUACACCAAUUUAUCAUCAGCUGCUGGUUUUUUUUUUAAUUCUGCUGUAAAAUGUUGUGUUUGUUUGGGAGUGUUUCAGGUUUGUACUUUGGUGUAUUUUCUAAUUCCAAGUGUUUUUGAGGUGGUUUGGUUUUGUAAUAAAUUGUACUGCUGUUACUAUUAUUGUUGUGAUUGUAAUGAGAUUCUACUUUGUUUGAUUAUUACUGUUGGUACU
Molecule: messenger RNA, 1952 nt
Organism: Erythranthe guttata (spotted monkey flower)
Lineage: Eukaryota; Viridiplantae; Streptophyta; Magnoliopsida; Lamiales; Phrymaceae
Source: RefSeq, a predicted model, not a curated record